Messenger RNA from Vombatus ursinus (common wombat), 2071 nucleotides. RefSeq names its product argininosuccinate lyase (gene ASL). Gene Ontology annotation, molecular function: argininosuccinate lyase activity. Gene Ontology annotation, cellular component: cytosol. The transcript has 17 exons. The record is from RefSeq and is a predicted model, not a curated record. Bases 123 to 1517 code for a protein of 464 amino acids. NCBI's taxonomy places the organism in Eukaryota, Metazoa, Chordata, Mammalia, Diprotodontia, Vombatidae.
CGGUGACGUCGUCCUCCCGGGGAAGGAAAAGCCUUGGCCGAGGGGCUGGUGUCUGGGCAGAAGCAGUUGCAUCAGAUUAUCCAAGAUCUGAGAUCAACCAAGGGGAAAAGGACUUGUCCAAAAUGGCAUCGGAGAGUGGGAAGCUGUGGGGUGGCCGGUUCGUGGGCUCAGUUGACCCCAUCAUGGAGAAGUUCAACGCAUCCAUCGCCUAUGACCAGCGCAUGUGGGAAGCCGACAUCCAGGGCAGCAAGGCCUACAGCAAAGGACUGGAGAAGGCAGGGCUCCUGACCAAAGCAGAGCUGGGCGAGAUCCUUUGCGGCCUCGACAAGGUGGCCGAGGAGUGGGCCAACGGCACAUUUGUACAAAACCCCAGUGAUGAGGACAUCCAUACAGCAAAUGAGCGGAGGCUGAAGGAGCUCAUUGGGGAGACAGCAGGGAAGCUGCACACCGGGCGCAGCCGGAAUGACCAGGUGGUCACGGACUUGAGGCUCUGGAUGCGAGGGUCAUGCUCUGCACUGUCUGCCCACCUCCGAACACUCCUCACAACCAUGGUGGAGCGAGCCGAAGCGGAAAAAGACGUGCUCUUUCCGGGCUACACCCACUUGCAGAGGGCUCAGCCCAUUCGCUGGAGCCACUGGAUCUUGAGUCAUGCCGUGGCCCUGUCCCGAGACCUGGAGCGUCUGCUGGAGGUGAGGAAAAGAAUUGACGUGCUGCCCCUGGGGAGUGGGGCCAUUGCUGGCAACCCCUUGGGAGUGGACAGGGAGCUUCUCCGAAAAGAGUUGAAUUUCAGUGCUAUCACCCUCAACAGCAUGGACGCCACCAGCGAGAGAGACUUUGUGGCGGAGUUCCUCUUCUGGGGUUCUCUCUGCAUGACACACCUCAGCAAGAUGGCGGAGGACCUGAUCAUUUAUGGCACCAAGGAAUUUAGCUUCGUCCAGCUAUCUGACGCCUACAGCACUGGGAGCAGCCUGAUGCCCCAAAAGAAGAACCCCGACAGUCUCGAGCUGAUUCGGAGCAAAGUGGGGCGCGUGUUUGGCCGGUGUGCAGGGCUCCUGAUGACGCUCAAGGGACUUCCAAGCACUUACAACAAAGACUUACAGGAGGACAAAGAGGCCGUCUUUGAAGUCUUUGACACCAUGAAUUCUGUGCUCCAGGUGGCCACUGGCAUCAUCUCUACCAUGAAGAUCAACAAGGCAUGUAUGGAGGAGGCUCUCAGCCCAGACAUGCUCGCCACAGAUCUGGCCUACUACCUUGUCAGGAAAGGGAUGCCGUUCAGGAGGGCCCACGAGGCCUCAGGGAAAGCUGUCUUCAUGGCCGAGACGAAGAAGCUGGCCCUCAGCCAACUCUCUUUGACGGAGCUGCAGACCAUCAGCCCCCUGUUCACCAGCGACGUGAGCCAAGUGUGGAACUACGCCAACAGCGUGGAACAGUACCAAGCCUUGGGCGGGACGGCCCAAAGCAGUGUGGACUGGCAGAUUCAGCAGCUGAGAGGCAUGCUGCGAACCCUGCCGCAAUAGAGACCUCCCCCCACAGACUCCCCAGGAGAGGACUGGGUGUUCAUGUUCUGACUUAGCCAUCAUCCCAGUGAGGGCAGGAGAGGUGGUGCAGUAGAGGCAGCAUGGGCCUGGGAGCAAAGGAGACCGAGUUCAAAGCCUGCCUCAGAGAGCUGGGACACCCUGGCCAAGUGACUUCACCUCUCUGGGCCUCAGUUUCCUCAUCUGUAAAAAGGGGGUUGGGCCUUCCUUCCAGCUCUGAAUCUACUGACUUAUGAUAAAGCAUUCCAUGGGGCUGGAGUGCAGGGGGUCUGGGCCUGGGAGGGGACGAAGGAAGAGAGAGAUGGGCAGGGAAGAGAGGGAAGAGACUCGGGUCUCCUAGAGCGUCAUUGCCCUUGGCCUCUCUUCCCUGGGAUCCUCAGCGCCUCCCCGGCUUCACUUACCGUGCUGGUCUAACUUGAGAAGGCCGGUAGAGACCCGGGCCCCAAAUCAGGCUUAUAGAAAGCCCGACGGAUCUGUAAUCCCUGUGAUUUUGUAGUGCCGACUUACAAAGAGACUCCCGAUGGAUUCAUCCACAA